CCCUGUCGCCGUUGUGAAUGCUUGGUUCCAUGCGUGAAAGACGCCAUGGCGCCAUCAUGGCUUCCGUCCAGAUGUUGGCGCCAACGGGAGGCCAGCCAGGCCUUGUGUGCGGAGGAGGUGAGCCUUGGGCCCUUCGCCCUGCUCCGCGCCCUGUGGCAACCGCUGCUGCCCUUCAUCGUGGCCAUGGCCGUCAUCAGCUGCAGCGACCUGUGCUUUGAGCGGCUCAAUUCGAACUACAUCUCCGAACACCACUUGUUGAGCGCGUGGUACAUAAUCGCCAACAUCUACUCAUGUUGCUUUGGCUUCUACAGCGAUGUGAUUUUGCCCUGGCGCCUGAGCUCGGUGUCGCGGCUGCUCACCUGCCUGCUGCUGCUGUGGUGCAUUUCUUGGGACAUGGGCUGCCGCCUCUUCUGGUUCUUCUGGGAGCGCUCCGCGCGGUUGCAGCACGAAGCGCCCAAGCGCUGGCCGAUGAUCUUCUGGGCCGUGGGCAACGACUUGAACAGCCUGCUGGUGGUUCCGAUCAUGUGCACUUUCGCGCUGCAGCGAAAGCCGGCCAGCCAGGAGCUGGACGACCGGGGAACCCGCGGUGGCCGCGUGGACUGGAUGGCAUUGGGCUGCAUGGCGCUUGGCCUAUGCUUUACCAUGCUGGACUAUUGGAUCUUCCAGGUGGUUACCGACGUGUGGUGGGCUCACGUGAUGCGCCUGUCAGGCUGCAUGCCGCUUUUGGCGCUGACGCGCUGCUCUGGGGAGGCUGGACGCACCUAUGGGGUCAUCCUGGUGUUCAACCUCUUCUUUGACUGGACCUGGGCAACACUGCGCUUGGUGGCCGGGGCGAUCUUGUCCGGCCGGGAUCUCCGGUUGGUUCGCGCGCUGCUCUACCAGUCGGUCUUCGAAAUCAUCUCCCUGACGCUCAAGGGCUGUAUGCGCGGCCGCAGCGUGGAAGAUGUCAUCGUUCUCCGCUUCAUCCUGACUGGUUUUAAUGAGUACUUCCUGACGAUGCUGCUGUUAGAGAGCGACACGGUGAACCUGCAGUUUUGCCUUAUCCUCGUCUUUAAGCUCUUUCAGAAGUCCGUCAAGGCGCACCCAGGCUUCCGCACACUGAUGAACGGGCUGUGGGCUGCCUUGCUGCAACGCCUGGGCAUGCUCAAAUGCCUCAAGGUCUACAUGGCGGUCUUGGGUUUCCAACACACGGAGUUGCGGGACAAGACCUUGCUGCUGUCUCACGUCGCCUCUUUGGUCAGCUGCUUUGCCCUGGCCUCCGCGCUGGUCACCGACGUGCUGUUCGAUGCGGGCCCCUUCAUUUUUGAUCGGGCCGGCUCCCGCUGGCAGAAUCGCCAGCAGGUGGCGCUGCUGCUGUUGCUCCUCUUCCUCGGCGAGUGGUCCAUGCUGUGGCUCCAUGCGCACUUCUCCUACUUCUCAAGGAAGCUCGUGCCGGGCUGGCUGCGAGAGGAUUUGGUGCACUGGGAAAUUGACCUGCCCUGGUGGCAGAGCUUCCUCUCGCGGCGCUGGCUGGCGGCGGUGUGCAGCUUCGGGUUGUGCAUUGCGCGCAGCCACGAGCAGCUUCUCACUCGCCUGAACCACCGCUCGGAUGGGUGAUUCUCCGAAAAGCCGCGAGCGUCUUGCGUCUGGGAACUCUCACACGACAUUCUCACUUGCCUCACUUGCC
Molecule: messenger RNA, 1666 nt
Organism: Effrenium voratum
Lineage: Eukaryota; Dinophyceae; Suessiales; Symbiodiniaceae
Source: the annotation of a GenBank genome assembly